AUGUUGCAGGAGUCACCUGGCAGCAUGCUCCUGCGCAAGAGCCGCUUUGGCAAGAUCAAGCGGAAGGACCUUACAGUGCUGGGUCUGCUGGGCUGUGGCGGUUUCGGCGCUGUGGAGCUCGUGGAGCACACGUCCACGGGCAACACCUAUGCCCUGAAGGCUCUGAGCAAGGGCUUCAUCGUGAAGUCGGGCAUGCAGACGAGCGUGAUGAGCGAAAGAGACGUGCAGCUGGCGUGCGAGUCCCCAUUCAUCAUCAAGGUCUACGAGACCUUCAACAGUCCAGAUCACCUGUUCUUCCUCUUGGAGUGUGCGUUGGGCGGCGAGCUCUAUGCCACCUACAACAAGAAAGGUCUGACUGGCAAGGAGGGCCAUGCACAGUUCUACGUGGCUGGGGUUGUCGCAGCCUUCGACCACCUGCACAGUUGCUCGGCGUCUCAAAACUACACUCCAUUGCGGUACAAGCACUUCGAAGUCGAGUACGUAACUGACCUCGGGCCUUUGUGGGCGGGUGGGUAA
Messenger RNA from Symbiodinium natans, 516 nucleotides. NCBI's taxonomy places the organism in Eukaryota, Dinophyceae, Suessiales, Symbiodiniaceae. The record is from the annotation of a GenBank genome assembly.